This is a messenger RNA of Rangifer tarandus platyrhynchus (Svalbard reindeer), 426 nucleotides long. The record is from the annotation of a GenBank genome assembly. NCBI's taxonomy places the organism in Eukaryota, Metazoa, Chordata, Mammalia, Artiodactyla, Cervidae.
AUGGACGGUGUUCCCAGAAGCCUGGGCGGCUCAGAGAGGGGGCAGCAGACCACCUGCACCCAGCCUACCCUGCUCAGGUGGAAGUCUGUCUUAGAAUCGGAAUCAAGGAGGUUCCGGAGCCCCGAGGAGGGUGUGGGGCUCGGCCAGCCCCUGUUCGGGAGGCCCCGCACGGAGGCGCCGGAUUCCAAGGCGCUAGCCCACCUCGUGUCCCAAGCCGGCCAGGCCACUUACAUCGAGCCCAGUGUGCCCAUCCGUGCUCUCCCGCGCGGUCCUCCCGGCACGUUCCCGCCCACGGAACGCCAUGGCCCUGAGUUCGAGGUGCCAGGGCUCAGCGGGCGCCGGGACCAGCCUCUGAUUGGCUUCGCCGAGUCUGACGUCACCACCUCGUUCCCCCACCGGCUCCGCCCCUCCCCCUUCCCGGGUUGA